Molecule: messenger RNA, 6791 nt
Organism: Homalodisca vitripennis (glassy-winged sharpshooter)
Lineage: Eukaryota; Metazoa; Arthropoda; Insecta; Hemiptera; Cicadellidae
Product: cyclic GMP-AMP synthase-like
Exons: 12
Coding region: 206-1201 (331 amino acids)
Source: RefSeq, a predicted model, not a curated record
AUGUGUUGAUAAGAUUGUGCCUACUCAGGAAACUGAGUGACUCAGCCGUUUAUCUGUAGGCAGUGUUCAGUUGCGAAACAUCAGUGCUUUAGGGCUGCCUGCUUAGUCUAAGGUGUAAAACGUUUAGUUGGUAUUUUGUAUAAAUUAAUGUCAAUUGGGUCUUAGGUCUACAAAAUAAACCCUUGUGAUCAGAUACGCUCUGAAAAUGGCUGAUAUCUUGGGAAAUGGAAAGUAUGACAUUUUAAACGAAAUUAUUGAAAGAAUUCAUAAAGAUUGUGUGAGGAUGGAUGAAGAAGAAAAAAAAUAUCUUGUGUCAAAGUUUACAAAGGUUCUUGAAAAUUUCAUAGAAAAAAUGAGAGAUUGUGACUCAACUUUCAAUCAAAUCUUCUGCGAAAUUGGUUACACAGGAAGUUUUUAUGAUGGUGUGAGAGUUGGAGAAGCCACAGAAUUUGAUUUAAAUCUUAUUUUGAAACCCAAACUUAAAAUGCUUCCUGACAAGAAACAAUGUGAUAGAGGAUUUGUAAAAAUCAAAAUAAUUGAUGCUGCUGAUUGUGUAAAGCCUAUAAAUGAUUGGAUUGUUGGAGGAUUUCUAAACCCAGCAAAUAUGAAGAAGUGGUUGGAAGGAGUAAUUACAAAAACAUUAAAUAAAAUCUCGAAUACACUUGAUGAUUGUCAGCUUAAGCUUGUUAAAUCUGGCCCAGCUAUGACACUGAAAGUAACAUUUUACUCUCCGCCAAGAAAAGAAAUCAGCAUUGAUCUUGUACCAGUGAUUGAGUUUCCAGGUACAAUGUGGCCUCCGAUACCAGAGAAACCUAAGAAGCUUCUGAAUAAAGGGCAUGGACAACCUUGGUUUGCAGUGCCCAAGGAAGAUACCGCAUGGAGGAUGUCAUUCCAUUUACAAGAAAGAUAUAUCCUUCUGGACUUGAAAUAUUUGAAAUACACAUUGAGACUGUUGAAGAAAGUACGAGAUGAAUUGCAGAUAACGAAAGUGGCCAGUUACUACAUAAAAACUUUGUUUCUGUGGGAAGUGGAAUAUAACAGAGACUAUCGGGCUGUAUGGUCAGCUACUGGACGAGGUCGUCUUUUUAUGCAUAUGCUUGUACGCUUUAGAGAAGCUCUACGAGAAAGGAGAAUUCCGUUUUUUUUGGGAAAGAGAAAUGAAUUUGAUUGGUCACCUGAAAGAAGCUUAUAUCCAAAAUAGUUGUGACAGACUUAACAAUUUUAUCAAGCAAAUAGACAAACAUGUUGAUGAUAAAAAUGCGUAUGAACUAGAAGUCUAUAUUUGUAAGGUAUUGAACCAAAACAUCCCAGCUUCUUGUGUUGCCUCAACAUCAAACAUUCGGAAGGUUGCAAAGAGCAGUGAAGAACAAUUAUAUACUCAUCAGGAAAACAAUGAAGAUGUAGGGGAUACUGAUACCCUCUUGUGUUCUGGAAGUCUUAGAAAAUUCUCCUCCUGUGAUGUUAACAAGAAAGAUGAUGAAGAUGUAGGGGAUACUGAUACCCUCUUGUGUUCUGAUAGUCUUGGAAAAUGUUCCUCCUGUGAAGUUAACAAGCUUGUUAGUAAACUACAGAAUGACGUCAAACAGCUUGAAAAUUCCCUAAGAAAACUGGCUCAAUCGAGUAGUUUGGAAAUUGAACUAAUGAAAUCAGAAUUAAAAGAACAGAAAUUGGAAUUGUGGAAAUGGCGUCAGAUAACAUUAGACGUAAUUGCAGAGAAUCGUAUCCUUCAUAAACAAAUUAGAUCAGAAUCACAACUAGUUGGAAAAAAUGAUUCCAAUUUAUUCUGUUUGAUUCUUUAAAUGAAGUUGUGAUCCCCACCCCAAGUGUAAAAGACUGAACUGAAUCAAAAAGUCUUGUUAUUUCAAAACAAUAUCAGUAUUUUAACCUAUUAUUCUACUUGUUUUAAUUUUAAUUAAUUGGAAUUAAUUUAUAGGUUUUGUAGGCUAUGUUGAAUGCUUCAUUAAUAAUAUAACUUAUUACACCUGCAUUUGUCAACAGUGCUGUAAAUGCAUGUAUUAUUAACAAAUUUGACACUUAUUGACAAUAAUUAUUGAUAAUUGUGCAAUGUAUUAAUAGUGCAUGUAUAAAACUUUUCAAGAUAUAAUUCUUUUAACUUUUGUUUAUUAAUAAUUGUUUUUAAUUUGUUUUCAGAGAAUAAUUAUUUGUUAUUUAAUUUUGAUGGUACAUAGUAAUUAAACUAAUUAAUUACAGUAUUUACUAUUUUCAUCCAUAAAUUGUAAAAGAAAUACUGACUUAAAUUUUCUAUCAUGCAUAUAAUUCUUGUAUACUUUUAAUCACAGCUAAUUAAACUGAAAAGGAUAUCUUUGUUAAGGCUCUUCAUACAUAGUGAUAUUUGUGACAACAAAUGUGAAAAUAAUUAUGCUCGUCUUUAAAUGUUUAUGAUUACAAUGUAAUUGCCAAACAUUAAGUUCCUCAACUCACACAUGAGAAGAAAAAUAUGCUUGUUUUUAAAUAACUUGUAAAAUAACUGUCUUAUUGGAAGUUAAUUAUAUUUGUGCAUACAUCAAAUUGUGCUACUUACAAAUGCGCAUUAUGCUUGUUCGUUUGUAUAUCUUUAAAUAAUUUUUUUGUUGGAAGUUUAUCAAACAAACUGUUAAACAAAUGUUUCAACUUACAAGUUGUGAAAAAUGUUUUAAAUAUUUAAAAAAUAUUACUGUCCUACUGGAAGUUUACUGUAAAAACUAAAAUGUUUUAAAUGUCAUAGUGUACCCAAGUAUACACAAGUGGUUAUUGUGACACUUUACUUUCAUUGUGAUUGGCCAUUAUUUAAACUCACUGCUGAUAAAGAGUCCUUACCAAGAGAACAACUUUGCCACAUUAAGGUUCAAUAGUCUCUAUACAGAAUCAGAAUCAAUUUAUUGUCACCCCACUUACAAUACAUUGACAGUCUUAAAUGUCUAAGGAUCUCACACAUAGGCUACAUAAUGUACACCUAAAUUAGAAUUACAUACUUAACACUCUAGUGAAAAGUAAAAGACAAUAGUUUUGUUACUAAAUCCAGAAAACAAUUUCCCCGGAUGUUAAAGUCUAAGUGAGAGUGCUGAGUCUAAGUUGGUGUACUAUUUUAAAUGUAUGGGACUUUUAGGACCCAAAGGUUGAAUAUCUUUCUUUGUAUGUUGAAAUAUCUGUGUUUUCUCAAUACGGUCAGUUAGGUGAUGAUGUCUGGCUUCGGUUCCUUCUCCAGUGUUUGACUUAUCUUCUCUGUGUUGACAAUUGUUCUGACGUUUCUUACUUAAUAUUCAAUGGUAAAUACAUCUCUGAAGCAUCUAUUGAAAUAUUCAAUUCAAAACAGCUUUAUUCUCCUGGCAUAUACACAUAUAUACAAGAAUAGUGUCAAGAUUUAAUUCAUAUACUUACCAAAUUAGAAAAAAAAAAAAAACAAGAAUAAUAUAACAGAAAAUACGAGAUUUAUCAACAUGAAAUAGAAAAGGUUUAAAAUACAAUUAUUACAGUUGUUAAAAAGGUUACAAUUAAAACAGAUAACAUUAACAUUAAAACGGUUAAAGUAAAAAAAAAUAAAACAGCUUUCGGCAUAAACUAUUAAUUAUAGAGUACUCCACCUCCAGAAUCACCACAGGAAUUCAUUAAAGGAAUAUAUAGCCUUGUUGAUGAGAAACUUUUUAAAUUUUAUUUUAAAUUUAUUGAAUGUAGCCUCUGACUUAAUUUCAAUAGGAAGAUUCUUGUAAAAUUUUGAUCCAAUAUACUUUGGUCUCUUUUUAAAAAUUUGUAAAGUAUGGGGGCUACAUUGUUACGAUUUCUUGUGAAAUGGUUGUGAUUAUCUCCUACCAAUUCCAGUUCCUGAAGUUUGCUUUAAGUGACAAAAUAGUUUCAAAAAUAUACAUCCCAUAGAAGUCAUAUUUUUUUCUUCUUUAAAGUAUUCCAUAACAGAUGUUCUAGUAUGAAGAUUAAAAAUUAUUCUAAUUGCUUUUUUUCUGCAUUUAUAGAAUAGAAUUUAGAUUUUUUGUAGAAGUAGCACCGUAAAGUGAGAUUCCAAAAGAUAUUAUUGAGUAAAUAUAUGAAAAAUAAAUAACCUUUAAUGUUUCUUUUUCGCACAGGUUUCUCAGUGUAAUUAAUGCAUAUAAACCUGAUGAAAUUUUGGAAAGUAAUUUUUACAAUACACAAGGUAGUAUCUGGCAUUAUCAUCUUCUGCAUCACUUAGUUCAAUUUGGGUGAAGGAACACUUUUGAUAGCAUUAAUUCUUUCCUUUCUGAUCACAAGGAGCAUUUUCCAGGGUCUUCAAUCAUAUGGUGUUCUCUCAACUGUUUUUGACUUGCCUGCUGUUCAUUGGCAUAAUGGUAUAACAUGUACAGACAUAUUCAAUACUUCAAAACAGUAAUAGACACAGCAGGAAGAAUAAAGGAGCCUCUCACUGCUGUUUUCCUGGUGGUUUUUAUUACCUAUUUCUUUUAAUUGGAUCUUGACCAUUUACUUCUUGGCUCAGAGACAGCUCUUUAACUUCGCUUUGAGCCUCCAUCAGUCUUAUCUUCAGUUCUUUCUUUUUAUACUCUAGUCUUACUACUGGUUUUCUAUAAAGAUUCAAAAAAUCUUAAUACAAUUAAUCCUUGUGGGAUUAACAGUGAUUUUUAAUAUAGCCUAUGCAUACAAUAUUUUUGACAUGUCAUAUGAUUAUGCCUUGUGAGUUACUCUUCAAAUCAGAUCGCCUUUAUUGGAAUAGUUCACUCAGGUAAAUUAUCAUUCUCUUUGUGGCUCAAUGAGUUACCUUCAUGUUUGGAGGGUUUCCAUGUAGAAAUGUUCUUGUCAAAUCUACUUGCAGGAUGUUCACAACCCUCCAGUUGUAAGGGGUAACAACUGAAAUGAGCCGUCCAUAUUGGGAUCCUGUUCGUAGGUAAACUUAUCAUCUCCAGUAGUUAUCAGGGGUCUCCACUGAAAUGAGCCAAUUACGUUGAAGUCUUUCCAUCAGUAAAUCUUUUCAUCUCCAGAGUUGAAAGGGAUCUCCACUGAGGUGAGCUACGAUAGAGUCCUGUUCUCAAUAAAUUCAAUAUCUCAAUUGAGAUGAAUCAUUGGGGAAUUGUUCUUCAAUAAGUUGUCAUCUCUAGUUAUGAUAUGUCACAAUAGAGAUGAGCCAUGCAUGUUGGUGUCGUAUUUAUGAGUAAAUGUAUCUUCAUUAGUUGUGACGGGUCUCCGCUGAUGUGAGCCAGCUAGUUGGGUUCCUGUUUGUCCUUAAAUUUGUCAACUCCAGUCAUGGGGGGUCUCCAUUGAGGUGAGUCAGUUGUGAGAAGUUUUCACAGAGGUGAGCCAUCUAGGGUUGAGGUCUUUUUAUCAGUAAUUUUAUCAUCUUCAGUUGGAAAUUUUGUCUUUGACUUUCAAAAUGUGUAUUGUUUUAGUAACUGAUACAGGGUUAUAUGAAGUAUUAUAUGUUAAUAAUUAAGUGUAAUUAGAUAAUAUAUGACCUGUUUUUUUAGUUAGUUGUCUUUGUAUUUCAAAGAAUUACACUAAAUAGUAUUAUGAUUAAGAAUAUUGCUGAAAAUGUUAACUAUAAAAUAAUAUUGUAGUAAAUGACACCAAAGGGAUCAUUAUCUUAAUCAUUUGUUCCAAAAUACAAUUGUAUAGAUAAAAAUACAAAAAGGGAGCUAACAUUUCAACAACAUUUACAGAACUGUGUUAUCAAAAAUGGGAUGUAGAAUCUGAAAAUGCUUAGUUAGCCUACAGAUGUGUGAAUAAAAUUGUUAACAUUUUAUAAUGUAAAUUGAAGUUAUUAUUUAAAAAGUAUGCAUGCUGAUAUAACAGAAAAAAUAUAACAUUUGUGUUGGUGUAUUUUAACUUUUGGUUUGACUCCAGUAGUGUUGUAAAAACAAUCUACUCGUGUGCACCCAUUCAGCACAUUACAAAAACAUUUUAAACCUAAAUUAUCCUCAUUUAUUUAUUUUUAAUGUAAGAGUACACUGCAAGGGUUUAUUUAUCCAAAGUUUCACGCAAAAGUUUUUUUCUUAUAUAUAAUGGUGGAGAGUUAUCCUCCACAUUUUUAACCUCAAGUGACUCCCAAAAACGUUGAAUACCACUAAUGAUUGGUAAUAUUAAAAAGACCUCUUACUGAAAAAUGAGCAAUCAUCUUUUUUUUAUCUCAAUCAAAUAACCAUGUAACUUAACCCCUGUAAUUUAAUUUCUGAUUCUCAUUACAUUUUUGUGUAAGUAUUUGUGAAUUAUUGCUGAAGUAUAUCAUUAUUGCCCUCAUACCCCCUCAAACUUAACUAACAGAUUUGUCCUUAACUGGCGUGAUUUAAUCUACCCUCGACUGACUGUGCUUCUGCACUAACUGUAACAUACAGUACAAUAGUCAAUCCUCACGUUAAAAUCAUGUAUGAAGUGUUCAUAUCAAAUAACCAGCAUGUUACAUAAUAAUAAUAAUGGAAGAACAUUUAGUUAAAUAACAACAGAUUUUGUUCUCCUGACUUUUUUGUAUUACAACAUGUUAACGAUUGUUUAAUGCACAGUGUUAUAUGUAAUUUCCAUUUAUUACUUAUCAUCUUGACGUAACAUCAUGUGAAGUUCCUCGAUAAGUGCUACUUAAUUACAAUAAGGCUGAUUAAUAUGUACAAAUAAAAUAUGCUUAAGUUGUAUUAAACAAUAAUACAAUGUUGUACAAUUCAAUUAUAGACUCUGCAGAAAUGUUGUACUAUAGAUACAUUUUCAAGUACUUUUUCAAUCGUGUUAACCAACAGCCAUGCUGUAAUUUUAAACUAUUGCAUUUUAAUGUAUUGUUAUGCCAAAUAAAAUGAAGAAGGAAAUAAAGGCCAUUUGUACCUUCUCAA